AUGUGUUUUCACUUUUUUAAUGAUUCCCAAAAACAUUUAAACAAACAAUCAAAAUCAUGUUAUUCAUUUUCAUGUUUCAACAAAAAGACAUAUAAUGAAGCAAAUGAAACAACACAACCAAAUAAUGAAAAUAAUGAUUUGGAUUUUUAUGGUCAAUUUUUUUGGGAAGGAAUGCCUAUAUAUAUGGGAAAGUUACCCCGAAGUGCAAAAGUAAAAGGUUACAAUAUUACAUCAGAUAUUGUUUUAAAUUUCGCUCAAAAAAACUUAAAUUUAGCAAACAAACAUAAUACUUUAAUGAAGAUUUUCCAAUUAGAUCACGAAUAUGAGAAUAGUAAUAAAAAAAAAUGCUUUAAAGAUAUUUUUCAAGAAUCUGAUUCUGAUAUUUUUUAUCCAAGUGAAUUUUUUGAAGAGACAAAUAUUGCGCAAAUAUUUAAAAAGAAUAAUUUUGAUUCUUUAAAUGGCAAACUUAAAACUAUACCGGAAAACGAGUCUUUACACUGCUUUCAUACAGAAUUUUAG
Messenger RNA from Pneumocystis jirovecii RU7, 519 nucleotides. RefSeq lists its product as uncharacterized. The transcript is spliced from 2 exons. Lineage: Eukaryota; Fungi; Ascomycota; Pneumocystomycetes; Pneumocystales; Pneumocystaceae. Bases 1 to 519 code for a protein of 172 amino acids. The record is from RefSeq and is a predicted model, not a curated record.